Messenger RNA from Centruroides sculpturatus (bark scorpion), 624 nucleotides. RefSeq lists its product as uncharacterized. Lineage: Eukaryota; Metazoa; Arthropoda; Arachnida; Scorpiones; Buthidae. The record is from RefSeq and is a predicted model, not a curated record. The transcript is spliced from 4 exons. The coding region runs from base 85 to 624 and encodes 179 amino acids.
AGUUUGCUGCAAUUCAGUAUUUGAAUAAGGAUAAGGAAUAAUUGAAAAUUAAAUAGAAAAGAGUUGAGGAAAAAAACAAAAGAAAUGAAUAUUUCUCCUUCAAACAAUUGUCAAUCAAAUCAAAAUGAUUCUGUAAAAUGGAAUUUUAAAGAUUUCAUUCCACGAUUACGUUCCGGUUCAACUUAUGAUGAAUUUAAAGAUAUUAUCAAACGAGCGAAUAAUUGGCUUCAAAAGAAUCCGUCACACGAAGUGAAAACAUGUGAAACUGUAAGGUUUAAAUCUGUACCACGUAAAGUUUCGACUGAACGCAUGAAUUAUUAUGAAUAUUUUGAUAAUACAACUUAUACAACAGCCUUAAGAUUAUGGUUUAUUAUUCGAGACACUCUGGACCAACGAUCGCCUCAAAAAAUUAAUUAUUAUGCUUUAGUUCCAAAGAAGAUAGGCGAUCCACAGAAUAAAGUUCCUGUAUUUGAGAACUUAAGUCAAUGUCUGGAUAGAUUUAACACAUCUAUUGCGACUAAAAUUCCAGUAUCGGAAUACUUUUACUUUUCACUAGAACUUCAUCCCCGAGUGCAGCGCAGAAUAGGCUUGCGACCUCGCAUUAGAUUAUUAGAAAAAUGCUAA